UUGAACCCGGUGAAACUGUGCUCCACUGCUCUGGGCUUGCUGGGAUUGUUGUGUCGUUGUUUGAGGAUGGGGUUGUGUUACCUAAUGGGAUGCUGGGUGAACCCUCACAUUAUAUCAAGAUCCAGUUAUGUUUAUGGUUUAGACACAGAUUACAGCUGCUACUUUGAGAAGCUGAUGUGAUGCCAGGUGAGGCUUGGAGUGGGUGCAGCGAGAAAGCAUCAUUAGCCAGAUCUAUUUGUGUGUGAAUCUUAGUGGAAAAUAGUCCCAUCAUGCCAGAUGUGUCUCCUGGGAGCUCUGGGGCCAGAAUAGGACAGCAGCCAGUAGGGUUAGAGUUUAACAAAGCUCAUUCAGCUCUGUACAGCAAACUGUACACAGUUUGGCUGCUUGUGUUAUGUAUUUCUAAAUGGAUUUUAGUAAAUUAGUCUCAAUGCGACACAGAGCAAUACCUUUUUUUUUAACACUGUCACUACUGUUGAUCAACAGUGCAUGCAGCGUUGCAACAUGACCUUUAUCUGCAUUAGAGUACACAGUUUACUUGAAUUGACAUGGCACAUAGAUAAGAUGCUUUCACACUGCAUUAUAAUAAACCAAAUCAGUACCAAAAUUAGACUCAGAAUAUGAUCCGUUGCUAGUAGCCCAGGUUUUCACUUAUAUUUCAAUUUCAUCUUUGAUUUAUGUUCCAUCAUUGUUCCUCCAGCAUGCUGUGAUUUAGAGGUAAAUUAUAUUUUAAUUAAUUAAUUAAUUUGAUAUGUCUUUCUUUAACAUAUCAUUGUAUGUUGGUCUAAUAAUAAAUAUUUAUACUUCACAUUUAAAUAGAAAGGAUUGGGGUUGUAGAUUAUUAACCUGCUUUGUGUGUUGUUGACAUGAAAAGUGGCCACACGGUUGUUGUUUCGUUCAUCUUUUCUCCCCAUGCCCUUAUAUAUGCAUUAUCUUAAGCGUGUUCUGUAUAUAGCGUACUUAGAGUUGGAAAACUUUCCGAGCGUCGGUAUAAAAAAAAAGUCUCCUGAUACAAAUGAUAGGCUUACAUAAAUUAAUGAUAAGAAAUAGACAGAGAGCCAGCAGGCAGGCAGCUGGGACAAGGGUCAAACCCAGAGAGCAGCAACAGAAGCAACGGAUGAGCAGCAGAAGGUUAUGUAUUUGUUUGUGCUGUGUGGGAGUGUGUCUAUGCACUGUGUGUGUGUGUGUGUGUGUGUGUGUGUUGUGUGUGUUGCGUGUGCGUGUGUGUGCGUGUGUGGGAAAGGGAGGGCCAAGCGAGAACUGCUGAUAAUGCUCUCAGUGUUUCUGUCCUUCUGCAUUUGUUGAAGGGAUUUUAAGGACACAGAUGAAACUGGUGAGAUCGAAUGGAUGUUUUAGCCACAGAGUGUUUUAGUCCUCCUUAAACUUUGACAUUAAUAACUGUGGAAACAUUGCAUGACAUUGGAUUAACGGGAAAGGACAAUAUUGGCUGAUAAGAAAGCUCAUCUUGUGGUGAAGUGCCGUCAGAUGUUGGAGUUCUUGAAGAUUUGCUUUAUGAUAUAGAUAACAGUCUUAACCUAGUUUGUGUUGGAGCAUCUGUGCGCUUCUAACAGUUUCUAAUAGUGCAAGUGCCACAUUUUGUAAUGAACGACUGUAAAGAAUAAAACACAGUCACUGAUCACAGCUCUAUGUCAGCUUUGUGGAUUUCAACUUAAAAGCUGUGUGUUUUGGUAAUCAACAAGUCAUACAUGAGUGGACAUGUGAGCACCGGGAACACUGUUAUCAUGACUCCUAACAGCAUGGACACCAACGAGCUGACAACCCAAAGUGACGUGAAGCCUCGGGUGAUGGGUGUGACCCUGAGCAUCGCCUCUUGCCUCAUCACCUCCACCAACCUGCUGGUGGCAGCCGCUCUACUUAAGCUGCUCCUCAGGAAGAGAAGCCAGAGCUGGUGCUUUGUCCUCAACUUGGCGCUAGCUGAUGCCCUGGUGGGUGUGGCCAUCACUGGCCUGGCCACAGAAAACUUCAACUUUAACAGCGACAGCAACAAUAUCACUCCGAACCAGCACAACCAUAUCAAUAACAUUGCGCCCACAAACACCACGCCUCCUGCUCAAGGCAAGACCCGGUGUUUGAUGCGGAUGGCUUUCGUGACAUCACCCUGCACAGCAUCUAUUAUGUCCAUGUUCCUGAUCUCACUUGACCGCUACGCAGCCAUCAAGAUGCCCCUGCGGUACUCCCAGCUGUCUGGGAAGGGGACAGCAGUUGGGUCCCUGCUGGCUCUGUGGAUCAGCUCCCUCACUAUGGGAUUCUUGCCAGUCAUGGUGCGGCAGCUGCAGGCGGAAGGAUACGCCGGUUUCUGUGCCUUUUUCUCUGUCAUUCACCAGGUGGGCAUGAUCGUGUUGUUCAGCGCGUGCUUCUUCCCGUUGCUUUCUGCCUUCCUUUACAUCUACCUGGACAUCCUGAAGAUCGCUUGCAGCCAUCAGAAGCAGAUAUGUCAAGUUAGGCAAGCUGGUUCCAGGACGGCUGACCACCAUUGUCAUCAACAUUGCGAGGAUCAUCAGCAGCAUCAGCAUCUGAGGAGCCAUUAUUGGAGCCACGUCAAGGCCCUGAGGACAGUGGGGGUGCUUGUGGGCUUCUUUUUGGUCCUCUGGUGUCCCUUCUUUGUUGCAUGCAUAGUGCACCUUCUGUGUGAAAGCUGCAAACUCACUGCCGUGUUAGAGAAUCAUUUGUGGUUAUUGGGACUAUCCAACUCACUGAUCAACCCUCUAGUGUACGCCUUUUGGCAAAGGGAGGUGCGGCUGCAAUUAGCAGCCAUGUUCUCCUGCUUUAUAAGCAGGUUGUUGGCCGCUCGACCACCAGGUGUCACAGAAGGUUGUGACCCGCAGCCACCUGUCCUGACUCAAGCUGAUGCAUCUUGUAGAAAUACUCUCAACCCUUUGCUGUUGCAACCUAUUAUCGGCAACAACAAGGCUUACGUUGUGCCACUAUCUGCCACGACCAGCUUGUGAAAGAUACUGGGAAACCAGAGAAACAGCGGCAACUAAACAUGGCUAUUAUGAACGUUAUUUUCAAAACUAAAAACAUAAAGCAUUACUUUCCAAAUAAAAUUUGCAACACUUAUUAUAAUUCACACGGAAAAGUCCUUUCUCGCGCCAUCUCAAAUGCACAAAUGGGCCUCAGGUCAUUGUGACCCAAUUCCUCAAGGCCUGAUCCCAAUCUGACAGCUAAUGAAGUUUAAGUCAAAACCUUCUCUCCCGUUCUUUUACUUUUGAGUUCCGACCAUCUAUCAACACGUUUGAACAAAUGCAUAUGUAGAAUAUUUUGCCUGUGAACACACAACAAAUAUGCAGCAUUCAAUGAAGUCUUGGUUUAUUAUUACUUAUUUUUAGCCAUGCUACUGGCUAUCGCUAUAGUUUAGUGACAGCAAGUAGGAGACACUUAACAGUGGCAGCACUACAGUAUAAUUUAAAGAUUUCAUAGUUCCCAGUGGAAGCAGAGGGGCCAACCGUCAGUGGCAGUAAGGGGCAGUAUCACAGAUUUUGACAUGCGUUUCCAGAUGAGUCCACAAGGGUUCAGGCCUGUCUCACUGU
This is a messenger RNA of Etheostoma cragini (Arkansas darter), 3548 nucleotides long. RefSeq names its product glucose-dependent insulinotropic receptor. Gene Ontology annotation, biological process: G protein-coupled receptor signaling pathway. Gene Ontology annotation, molecular function: G protein-coupled receptor activity; phosphatidylcholine binding. The transcript is spliced from 3 exons. Lineage: Eukaryota; Metazoa; Chordata; Actinopteri; Perciformes; Percidae. The coding region runs from base 1704 to 2966 and encodes 420 amino acids. Gene Ontology annotation, cellular component: membrane. The record is from RefSeq and is a predicted model, not a curated record.